AUGGAGCCUACCAAUUUCACAUUUCUGAAUACCACGGGCGCCUCGCGUCUCUCCAAGCCCGCCGCGAAGCAGAUGAGGGCGCACAUCACCAAGACCAAUUUCGCAAGACGGCUUCGCAACCUACAAGACCUAUCCUUCUUCGAAGGCACCUACACCCCCGAAACCCCCCACGAUAAAUCAUGGUUGAACCUCAUUGCCUCAGAACCGGCUCUAAUUGAAGCCUUCCUGGCGAUCGCCCUCCUGACGUCUACACGGCCGAUAACGGAUGGGGUCCUGGGGGCGGUUGUUGGUAUGGCUCUUGGUGCGGCUCUCGCGCAGGACCAGGUUGCUUGGAAUAUUCUAUCAAUGGGCUGGUGGAUGUUGGAUUCGAUUAACAGUAUCUUUGGUUUUGCGCGGGUGUACCAUCCUAGUAUUGUCGAAGCAUUGGGGGAGUAUGAUGGUCAGAGGAUCUCUAAGCUGGCGGAGAUCUGUGACAAGGCCACUCGACUCCGGGAGGUGAUCGAGUCCUGUCACCAGCAGUACCAGUUCGAUGCGUGUUUGGUAGCUCAAGGGAUUGAAGAGCCUUUCGCGAGCUUGCACUAUGAAGCGCGGGCACUCCGGGUGGACAGUAAUGCACAAGUCGAUGCCACUGCACGCGCGAUCGAGCUGGUGCUCUAUCUUCUUUGGCCUUCAACGUCAGCAGCUCACUUGACCCUUCUUGCUGCUGAGCUGAAAGAUGCCAUCUGCCGGUUUCCCAUCGAGAGUUGUUACUAUAUGAAUCUGACCUCCUUUCAACUCAUGAUUGGGGCUAUUGCUGCAGAGGAGGGCUCGCUCGUGAGAGCAUGGUUUGUCGAUCGGUUGGUGACGGCCGUGCGAGCGAUGUAUUUACAUGGAUGGGAGGAGCCAUUGAGUCUUAUGCAGGGGAAGCUAGUGUCGGAGAUCGGGUUGAAUGGACGAUUCAGGGCCUUGUGGAGGGAGUUGCAUGAUAUAGCUGUCAAUUCGGUUGUUUGA
This is a messenger RNA of Aspergillus ibericus CBS 121593, 990 nucleotides long. RefSeq lists its product as uncharacterized. The record is from RefSeq and is a predicted model, not a curated record. The transcript is spliced from 4 exons. Lineage: Eukaryota; Fungi; Ascomycota; Eurotiomycetes; Eurotiales; Aspergillaceae. Bases 1 to 990 code for a protein of 329 amino acids.